This is a messenger RNA of Trypanosoma cruzi, 393 nucleotides long. RefSeq lists its product as uncharacterized. The coding region runs from base 1 to 393 and encodes 130 amino acids. Lineage: Eukaryota; Euglenozoa; Kinetoplastea; Trypanosomatida; Trypanosomatidae. The record is from RefSeq and is a predicted model, not a curated record. The transcript has a single exon.
AUGCAGAGAGGGGGGUGGGAGGCGGUGUCGCAGGACGAUCAUGCCGGCAAUGACACGAGCGGUGGGGCGGGCAGCGAUGAUCGCACGAACGUCAUGCGCAGCGGCCAGUUGGCUGCCGACACGAAUGCGAAUUUGUUACGGGCGUUGCGGAUGAGUGAGGCGACAAACGAGACGGGCUACGCGACGCUGCAGCAGUUAGGCCGACAGAAGGAGACAAUUGGCCGCACACUGGCCAGCGUGGAUGGCACGCGGGAGGAUUUGAGCGGGGCCCGGCGAGUCAUUCGUGACAUCCGCAUAGGCGUGUACAAGGAAUGGGCAGUGAAGGCGCUUGUGCUGCUUCUGUUGCUGGUGAUGGAUAUCAUUCUCUUUUAUAUGAAGUUUGUUCGAAAGUAA